AUGGGAGACGAACACCGUCCUUCAAGUCCACCACCGACAUAUGAAGAGGCCAUAAAUGAUCGUCCACCGCCGCCAUAUUCAGAAAAUCAGAACUCAUUUGCGGUGGGAUCAACACAUAGGCAAGUUAGCUCGCAUGCAGCAACGUGGGCAGAUCACUCCAGAGUUUCACCAAUGACCAGAAGCCCGAAUAACGUCAUAGUAAUUCAACCAGGUCAGCGCGAGGGAAACAGUGAGAGAGAAAGACAAUUUUCACGUGAAUCACAGACAAGUGCUGUGAUCACAACGCAGCCGCGCAAGAAGCGCUUGGGAUGUAACUGUCUAUGUUCGGCUUUACAGUGUACACCACGUACGUGUGAUUGCGAAAUAUUUUGCUUCAAUUGCUUGGGAUUCUUAUCAUAUCUAAUCAUUUGCGCUCCCGGAGUUUAUUUAUGCUGGGGGUGCAAAAAAACCUGCCCAGAAACUUUCGGCGAUUGUUGUACCAGGGAAACUAGGUUCAUGGAGAGCUACGACGAUCGAGAAGAUAGCAUAGUCGCUCAAAUUUGCUGGUAUUGCUUUGGACCGUGUUGUUGUUUCACGUGUGCUGGAGACAGCGAGGUUUGCCCGCUUACCGAUAUGUGCGUAAACCGAUAUGGUGUCCGCUCAGUUUUGAAGAAAAUGACGUGUUACUGCGGAAGUAACAAACUGUGUGAUUACAAUUUGAAUUUCAUGGACGAACAAGCGGUUGGUUUUAUAUGCGACUGUAGGGAAGUGGGAUGUUUAUGCACAGACGCUUCGUCAAACUAAUAAACAAAAAUGUGCGAGAUUCCCUAUUUAGCGAAAACAAACCUUUUUGCAAAAUUAGCUCCUCAGUUUUCAUAGAGUCCUCAGAAAUUUUUUACGGUAAAAAUGGACGGUUAAACACGACGUUUCGACCAAAAUUCGGUCAUUUUCAAUUGAAUAGUAAGAAUGCACGAUGAAUAUAUAUAUGCGUGUAAGAAGUAUAAAAUUUUUUGUAAGUGUAAACGGACAAUAAGAACAUAAAAAGAGAGGAAAUAAUUAGAAGAUAAUUAAAAACCAAAUUAAACAUAAAAAUAAAAACCUAAUUCAAAAUCUUUGCACGAAUUGAGUUCGACUGCACAUUGAGAGCAGGUCUCAGUUCCUGAAUAAAAAACAUUUCAUAAAAUCUUUGAUUUGGACACGUACAAUAUCAGCUGAGGCCUGAUAUUUAAACGAUAGGACAACACGAAUGGGGUCUGUUCGAUCGCUGACAGUCAGUGAGGAAACAGGUUGAUCCGAUGCUUUGGCGGCAAUGAAAGAGUAGAGUUGACAAGUUUGUCAGGAUAUUUUAGUCGAGUAAACAAUAAUUUCAGUUGAUCACAUUCUUCAGAGAAGUAACAGCAAUUGGAUGAAAGCCGAAAUGCACGAUCAAGCAUAGUUUUUAAUAACCCGCUCUUGUAUCGGUCGUCUACAUGGCUCUUGUAAUGCAGCAGGAGGCCAGUAUUUGUGGGUUUAACGUACACCUUAGUCUCAACAUGUGUGUGUUUGUUGAUAAAAAAAAAACGAAAAAGGAAGCAUGCUCUCACUCUCCGUCUCCAUGGUAAUCAAUCCAGGCGAAUUCAUACUCAUAGCUUUAAAUAUUUCUUCUCUUUGUUUGCUCUUAUCGUCCGUUUACACCUCCAAAAAAUGUUAUACUUCUUACACGCAUCUAUAAAUUCAUCGUGACAUUCUUACUAUUCACUUAAAAGUGACUGACGCUUUUAAAAAAAAAGUGACCGUUCGUUUUUGUUGUCAAAAGUUUUAUGACAUCGCUCAGAAAUUCGAAUCAAAAUAAAAUUUGAAAUUAUGGAUUUCAGUAUUCAGUUCAAUUCUUGGGUGCAAUUAUACUUUUCGCUCCCUUUGUGCUUAGGUCAGGAAUUUUUUUCCUACCAGUGAAGUCAAAAGCUUCCCCAUCUUAAUUAUAACGCGAGAGAAAUGCUUGAGAUAGUCACGUUUGAAUUUUCAUAAUUUACGACAGCAGUGCUGCUUCUAAAAAGCAUGACGUUAGUCAACAGCUUGAAUUGAAAUAAAUUUCAUUUUUGUCGGCAGUAUUGUCGCCACAAUCAAGUAAGGAUGAAUUCUAAGUAUUUUCAAGGAUACUUUCAUUCAAAAACAGGAAAGUUAGAAGUAAAAAAAAAAAAGUCAAGUCACUGUUUACAUUUCUUUAGGAUGUCACACGUCUACCCAAAAUUUUUGCGUUGCGUGAUAUCCCAAAGAGCGGCUGCAAGGAGACUACACUUUGUUUUUUUUUUUCUUUGAUCUCCUUCGUUGCCCUCUUGUUUGGUCUUAUAACGCAAGCGUUAUCUCCAGAGUGUGUUGCGUGACAGACCAAACCAAAUCAGAAUUUAAAAGGGUGAAAUAAAAAAACUCAUAAAACAUUUUUUCCUAGUUAUACCUCUAGCUUUUCCUCCCACCCCUCCCCAACAAGACCUAAGGCGACCGAGGGAGAACGGGCACUAAAAUACGUACUAAAGUCGAUUGCUUCAAGAUGGCGGAUCGCUGGGGUAGAUUCUCUUAUCCCCACGGGCCCAGUCCUACCGAAGAAAGUCUUAAAAUGCAGGUAAAGGCUGUUAUUAAUAUAGAAAAGUGUUCUUUAUCAAUUAUUCCUAUCUCGAGUGUCUUUAAUAGCGCUUAGUUCUUCCAAAAUGAAACACUUCGUAGGCAAAAUAUGCUGCCCAAUACAAAGCGACGGGAAGGAUAUAUGCACCCGAAGACUGCGCUGCCCUUUUGGUAAGUAAAAUUUCUGUAAGAUCUCUCUUUUGUGGCCUCAAUUUGUUGAAUACUGCUUCCUUUAUUCGUAGCACCUUCAUGAUGUAACUUGUAUUGCUUGAUGAUUACCAUCUAACUGUCCGAAGCAUCUAACAAAAUGCCGGCGGUGACUUGUGAUAGUGUUCCAAAACAUUUCAUGCCACCAAAACUGGGAAAAGUAUAGACGGCCAUGCAAUUCAGUUUCAUGUAAAGAAUUCACCCUUUUACGACGAUGAUGAAAAUUCGUUGGUCUGUCGCUCUUUACAGAAAGAUCCAGCUAUUGAAAAGUUUGGUUGGAUUAGAGAAAACACCGACCGGUUCUUUAAGUUCAAGCCUCGAAGUGUGCGUAAUGCAGUUAUUUGGGCCUUGCUUAUACCUGGUGCUAUGCUCUAUUUUAUCAAGAAGACUGCGGUAUGUCAGCUUUCUGUGUUAACAUUACAGGAUGUCUAUUUAAUCAUCAAGGAAAUAUACUUGCUUGUACAGGACUUAAAACUAUCAUCGUUUUGGUUGCCAUGGUAGAAAAUUAUUUUUCUGCACUUGAAUUUAAAACAAAAGUUGCAGAUUUAGCAGUGUGGCAGUCAUUUAGCAAGUUGUGUCACUUCUAUAAUAUGGUAUUUAUGAUCCAAAGUUAAUUAAAUUGACUUUCCAUUGCAAGGAAGGAAAACAGAUUCUACCCAUUCUCCUUAUAGUUAUCCAAGGGCAAUAAUCUCCGAUUUUCAUGGCCUUGCCCUCUAGACAUAAGUACUUAUGCUGGAAAUCACUACACCAUGCAGACUAAACUGUAUUUGCUAAUUGAUCACUUAAUUACUAUUCAAGGUAUUGUUGGAGUAUUACAGUACUUCAAAUUACAGAUCAAAUGAUGUUUUAACCAUUUCUUUUUUCAUUGCAGUAUCUUAAGCCUGAACACUCUGUAACAACUCUUAAUGAAUGA
Molecule: messenger RNA, 3694 nt
Organism: Pocillopora meandrina
Lineage: Eukaryota; Metazoa; Cnidaria; Anthozoa; Scleractinia; Pocilloporidae
Source: the annotation of a GenBank genome assembly